Molecule: messenger RNA, 165 nt
Organism: Lottia gigantea (owl limpet)
Lineage: Eukaryota; Metazoa; Mollusca; Gastropoda; Lottiidae
Exons: 2
Source: RefSeq, a predicted model, not a curated record
AUGGCCAAACCUUUUGAGUUUAACUGGCGAAAAAAAGUGCCAGAUGCUCUUAUGAAAGGAGGUAUAUUUGAUUGUUGGGAUGAGGAAACAUCUACUUUAGAAGUGAAUUGUUUGGUCAAAGUUGAUGAAUAUGGAUUCUUUAUAUAUUGGAAAAGUGAUGGAAGA